Molecule: messenger RNA, 963 nt
Organism: Cyclocybe aegerita
Lineage: Eukaryota; Fungi; Basidiomycota; Agaricomycetes; Agaricales; Hemipholiotaceae
Source: the annotation of a GenBank genome assembly
AUGGUCGUUACAGAAGAGGAGAUUGACCAUGAUGUUAUUGAUGAUUGCAACAUCCUGAUCGAAGCUGUGGUUCAGGAAACUCUUCGCGAGAGUGCCGUACCACUCUCGAUAUCCACAGCAUCAAGCCAUUACCUUGUUCAGACUGUGGUACGGACUGAGGAUGGGCUGGUGGCAGGUGGCGAUGAGGAGGACAUAUGGGCAUACAACGACAAAGGGGAGAAGUGGGGCUAUUGCAGGUUUUGCAAGUAUGUCACUGGAGAGAAAUCUGCCUCGAACCCGAAGCUUAAAUUCGAGUUUUCCAUCAAUACCUCCAACACCACGCUCAGGAACCACUUGGAGAACGUGCACAAAGAGGAGUACCUUUGCCUUUGCACCGAGAAGGGGUGGAACAAUCUGCUUUCAAAGUCACGAGUUCAGAUGGUAGCAGCCCCGGAAGCAGCUCAUGGCACUCAAGGUGCUUUCCGUACCCCCUUUACCCAAAAGGCUUUCAUCCAGCACCUAAUCAAUUUCGUUGUUGCGGAUGACCAGGUUGGCCACUGGACACUCGACAAUGCCUCUGUGAAUGCAAAGUUCUUGGAAGAACUCCAAGUCCUUCUUGAAGUGAGGGAUAUUCCCUUCAAUGCAAAGGAUAGACACAUCAUGUGUUUCCCCCACGUUAUCAAUAUAUGUGUAACACACAUAACUGAGAGCUUUACUGAUCUAGCUCUUGCUAGUGAUGAAGCCAAAUUUGCAGCGUCCCUCCCUCCUGCGGAUCCAUGUCAACAAACCUUCGACAAGGCUUGUGCUCAGGAUCCUAUUGCACUAUGCCGUGGCACUGUUUGUGCGAUCCAUGCCUCUGGUAAACGGCGUGAACUGUUCCAGGAUAUCAUUCGCAACAGUAAUGAGAAGGAGUGGUUCAAGGCAGCCAAUGACCCCAACAAGAUCAUCAAGCUUGAGAAUCUCGAACUUCUUCGUGAUGUUUGA